Messenger RNA from Fopius arisanus, 4602 nucleotides. It is a transcript of the gene chb, whose product is annotated as chromosome bows. The transcript has 18 exons. Gene Ontology annotation, cellular component: cytoplasmic microtubule; microtubule organizing center; mitotic spindle. The record is from RefSeq and is a predicted model, not a curated record. Bases 121 to 4389 code for a protein of 1422 amino acids. Gene Ontology annotation, biological process: establishment of mitotic spindle localization; mitotic spindle assembly. Gene Ontology annotation, molecular function: microtubule binding. NCBI's taxonomy places the organism in Eukaryota, Metazoa, Arthropoda, Insecta, Hymenoptera, Braconidae.
UGGGCCAAUGACCGGCUCGCAGAAAGGACUGCAAAUCAAGGAGAUUCUCUCAUUUUUUGUCGUUAAGAACACUUUACUGUUCUGAGAAGUUGUUAAUAUUUAUUUGGUGAAUAUUGCGGCAUGGCGUUGAAUCCACGUGACAUGGAUGGCUUUAUGCCUCUGCUAUCCACUUCAGACAUAAAAACAAAAAUGACUGUGGGUAAUAAUCUGUUGAAUUACCUCAGCGAUCCCAAUAACAGCAUUGAGUGUCAGGACAUUGGAUUGUUCAUUGAUCAUAUCAUCUCGUGGCUGCACAAUGGCAAUGCCAAGAUUGUCCAAAAUGGUCUGGAAAUAUUGACCCAGAUAGCGGAUAGAAUAGGACAUGACUUUCGACCUUAUCUCACAACUAUUAUUCAGCCGACGAUUGACAGAUUAGGUGACAGUAAGGAUACGACGCGGGAAAAAGGACGUUUGGUACUUUUAAAAUUGAUGGAGAAAGGAAGCAUGACACCACAACAGCUUCUGGACAAACUGCACACUGCAUUCAGUCAUAAGAAUGCGAAACUGAGGGAAGAGUCACUUAUCUUACUGAGUACUACACUUGAUGAACAUGGUGCCGACGACAUGGCCUUAUCAGCAGUGAUUCCCAGCAUUGUCAAACUUCUAUCAGAUCCUAAUGAGAAAGUCCGAGAAACAGCAGUCACUACAGUGGUUAAUAUUUACAGACAUGUUGGAGAAAAAUUUCGAAAUGACUUACAGCGCAAACACAAUCUACCACAGGCGAAAUUGCAGCUCUUAGUGGAGAGAUUUGAACAAGUGAAGGCUGAUCACGAUUUCCUGCCAAUGGCAACGACAUCCGAACUUGGUAGAGAAAAUGAUGAACCUGAUAGAGUUGUGAGUGUGAGAUCAGUACCAGUUAAACGAGUAAAAACUGUUCUUCAAAAGAAAAGUCAAUUUGGUCCAGCCUCCAAAGGACUCCCAGUAGUGGGUGGAGCUGGUGCAAUAGAUGAAGAGACUUUUGUCACAGCAUUCGAGGACGUGCCGAGUGUCCAUUUGUUCUCACCACGUGAUCUAGAGGAUCAAAUUAAAGUCAUUCGAGAAACUAUCGGUGAUGAUAAAAAAGACUGGAACCAAAGAAUUGACAGUCUAAAAAAAUUGCGGGGAAUAAUUUUGGCUGGUGGUGCAAGUAACGAGACUUUCAUGGAACACCUCAAGAGUCUACAGAACAAUUACGAGGGUGCAAUUACAGACUUGCGGUCACAGGUUGUUAAAGAGGCUUGUAUAACACUUGCCUUCUUGAGUCGACAUCUCAAGAACAAAUUUGCUGCUUUCGUUGAGCCCCUGCUCGGAUCCCUCAUGAAUCUCAUACAAAAUAGCGCUAAGAUAAUGGCCACGUCAGGAGCGGUGGCCCUUCGUUUUAUUCUCCAGAACACACAAAGUGCUCGUUUUAUACCCAUAAUCUCUGCCUCAUUGUCCAGUAAGAGUAAAGACAUUAGGAGAGCAGCGUGUGAGUAUGUGGCAUUGAUGCUUCAGGGCUGGCCAACGACACUCUUGCAGAAACAUAUGAAAAUACUGCAGGAAACUAUUGGAAAAGGUGUGGCCGACUCAGACUCUGAGGCUAGGGUGUUCGCUAGAAAAGCAUAUUGGGGAUUCCGAGACCAUUUCCCAGAUCAAGCGGAGGCCCUUCUCAACACAAUGGACACCAAUUGCAAACGUACAUUACUAUCCCAAAGCAAUAGCGGUAGCGUCAACAGUCUAAAUGCAGUAACCCGAACUUCCUCAAUACCUCCACGACCCACUAGACCCACCAUAAGUGCAACAGGCCGUGUUGCGCAGGGACCUCGCUCUAACAGUGCUAUUGACCUGAAUGCCGCUAGAAGAGCUCAGGCAAGAGCUCUCUAUGGUAAUCUUAAUCGCAGCAAAGCUAUUUCUCCUCGAUCAGUUCGACCUUUAGAUACAACAGCCACUGCAAGUCCUGAGAGGAGUGCCAGAACGAAAACUCGAGUUUCAGGUGUUUCGCAAUCCCAGCCAAGUAGUAGAUCAUGUUCACCGUCAUCAAGGCUCAGUUACGCAACGUACAAUAGGGAUGGAGAAUCUUUAGUUCCUAGACCCAGGAGAUUAUCUGGUCAAGGCAUGAGAAGCUCUGAAAAUAGUCGUGAUCCUAGUCCCCAGAGAUUUGGCACCUUGGGAACCAAAUUAAGGAGUAGAAAUAUUUACGUAUCACCUCGAGUGCCAGUGAUGGCUGAAAAAAUGCUGCAACGUUCCAGAGAAGCAGAAUCAGCUUUGGCUGAUGCUCUCUCCUUUGAUACCAAUGAUCAUCAUCACUCGAGGUCCCAACGAAAAGGGGAUCACAGUGAUGAGAGUGAGACUAGCAGCAUAUGUUCUGAGAGGAGUAUGGAUAAUUUCCGUAGACCAAGUGAUUCGUAUUCGUGGAGCGGUUCACAGCAGAGACUCUACCGUGAUUUGUGGGAGCCCUCAGUCCCAAAGGACAUCAAGGAAAUAAUAGAAUACUGCAACAGAAAACACUGGGGGGAGCGUAAAGAAGGGCUGAUCGAUCUUCAGCAGUUUCUCGCGAAUGGAAAUACGUUAACAGCAACAGAAUUGCGUAAAAUAACAGACAUAUUCACAAAAAUGUUUAUGGACUCUCACACAAAGGUGUUUAGUUUAUUUCUCGAUACGCUGAAUGAAUUAAUCGUGACCCAUCACGAGGACCUUGGUGAUUGGCUGUACGUUCUCUGUACGAAAUUGCUCAACAAAUUGGGAACGGAUUUACUGGCAUCAAUUCAAUCGAAAAUAAACAGAACACUCGAUGUGAUCAGAGAUUACUUUCCAGGGGAGCAGCUUCUCCCCUGCAUAAUGCGUUUCCUCACCGAUCCAACACAGAAGCCCAACUCACGCGUUAAAACCUCCACCCUGACUUUCCUCAGUCACGUUACCGAAUCAUCAGAGCCAUCGGGGCUCAACUCCUCAUGCAAAUCAGCUCUAGUACGUCUCCUGGACUGGACCAACGACGUUAAAUCCCAAGAUGUUCGGCGUCAUGCUCAGGAUGCUGUUAUUGCCCUUUACAACCUCAAUCCACCUCAAUUUCCAAUGAUUCUCAAUGAACUACCCCAACUUUACCAGGACAUCGCAAUGCCAAUAAUCCAAACUCACCUUCGACGCUCCUCUACCUCUGCAUCAGCCUCUGCAUCUGCAUCAGCUUCAGCUUCCACAUCCAAUCCAGCCUCCCCAAACACUCAUCUUCCCUCCAGACAUCAUUUGCCUCCAUCACCCAUGAAAAUCAACUGCCACGAUGAAAGUCUCAAUGCAGAGGAUUUCAUUAAAUCAUUGAGAAGGACAACAGCUGAAAUACAGAAUUUUAGCUUCGAGAGAAUGGAGGGACCCACUACAUCCAAGGACUCUGGUAUAUCCAAUAUGGCCGAUGUAGAAGAGAGAAUUGAGUGUUUGGCACUAUCAAAUUCAGGGAGAUCUUCGUCAGUCUCAUCACCAACUCAGAGGAUGAGAUCAGUGAGUUCAGUAGCAACGAUUAAUGGUAAUGGCAGUGACACAAUUGCUAGUGAUUCAAUUAUUCCUGAGAGGAGGAAUAAUGGAUUUGAUAGUACGUCUGGAUUAAGGGGUCCGGAGUUUGUUGACAAGAGCCUGAGGCUUCUACAAAGCGAUGUUGAGGCUAGUGAGAAAGCCAAUUUGCUACAAGAUUUUCAGAGUUACGUGCGAGCUGAUGGGGCGCCCUUAAUCAAGCUCCAGUUCAAAAAAUUUCUCAAGACAAUGCUCGAGUUGUUGGCCACUAAUAAUAAACCACUGGAGAUCGAGGUACUCAAGACUCUGGUGGAGAUGUUGAGGUGCAGAGAACUGUUGGAUAAUUUUCAGCCCUAUGUGGAUUUGCUGGUGAUUAAAGUGCUCGAUGAACAUAAGCCAGAUGCCUAUGAUCCAAGCUCUGGGAGCCCUAGAAGAGGUGGCCAUGGGCCCACUGAUGGAGCCACUAAACCACUUCAACUUUUGAAGGCGGCUGAGGAUUGUGCUGCAGUGAUAGCCACUGUACUACCUCCUUCUCAAAUUCUUCAUCUGGCUCUACCCACCAUUCAGACAGAAUCAUUUCCAAGGAAUGUCGCUGCUAUCAAGAUGAUACAGAAUGUCGUCGAGCACGGAGGAAAGGCAGCUAUUGAGGGAGAACUCAAUGGCAUCAUGACUAUUUUAAUGCAAGCUUACGACAACAACGAAAGUAUAGUUCGAAAGGCGGCAGUCUUUUGCAUGGUAGCAAUUCACGCAGCAAUAGGCGAGGAGGCAUUCGAGCCAUACAAGAAAAAUCUCUACGGUGGAAAAUUAAAACUCUUGAACAUCUAUAUUCAGAAGGCUCAGGAAGCCUCCAGCAGUCAAUCAUCAAGUCCACGCAGUAAUCACAGUAGGAAUUAACUAAGAACAAGCGCCGCGACUCUACGUGUUGCAAUAUUAAAACGUUUCUCACGUAUUCAACGGAGGCACGAAUUAUUGUUGCUGAAAUUCAAUUGGUAAAUACCCAAAUCACAACACUAUUUCAAUAAAAUCAACGAGAAAUUAUUGAUUAGAAAGCCGCUUUUUGCGCCCAACAAAAAUUUAUAUUAUGUUAUAUAUAUAUGAAAAAAAAAA